AGUAUAAAAAUACGAUCUGCGAGGCAAGAACCAUAUGUCCGCUGCAAACUGUCCAAAAGAAAAGGACAUCUCCGUCGCCUCCAGUCCUGCCGUCCAAGAAGCAGGAGGCGGCCGGCAACCGCAGCAAACCUCGUCGCACCUUCUUCUCAGGAAAGAUGCCUGUGUCAGCUGUCGCAAAGCAACCGUCUUCUAAACCAAAUCCAUUCGAUUCUGAAUCAGACUCUGAAUUUACCUCGAGACCUGCAAAAGCAUCAUCUUCCUAUUCAGUUGAUCCUGGCGCCAAGAGCCGGUACAAGAAUGGCUUCCAUGAUUCACGCGGAUUCGAGAACCAAUCUGUGCAAGAACUGGAGAGCUACGCUGCGCACAAGGCUGAGGAGACCACUCAGAGAGUGAAUGACUGCCUUCGGCUUGCUGAAAACAUCAAGGAGAAUGUUACCACCACUCUUAUCACUUUGCAUAGGCAGGGUGAACAGAUCAACAGAACCCAUGAAACAGCUGCAAACAUUGAUCAGGACCUUAGCAGGAGCGAGACACUUCUAGGAAGCCUUGGAGGCUUCUUCUCAAAAUCCUGGAAGCCAAAGAAAACUAGGCAAAUAAAGGGACCAGUAAUUAUCACAAGAGAGGAUUCCUUCAGAAGAAGGGCUAACCAUUUAGAACAGAGAGAAAAAUUAGGAUUGUCUUCAAACCCUGGAGGGAAUCUGAAUCCUCAAAAAUAUCCUGAUCCUACCAACGCCAUGGAGAAGGUUCAGGUGGAGAAAGAUAAGCAAGACAGUGCCCUCUCUGAUCUUAGUGAUGUCUUGGGACAGCUCAAGGGCAUGGCUCUCGAUAUGGGCUCAGAAAUCGAUAGGCAAAACAAAGCGAUGGAUGGUCUACAAGAUGAUGUGGAGGAACUCAACUACAGGAUAAAAGGAGCCAACCAGCGUACACGCCGGUUGCUAGGGAAAUAAUAUUGCCUUGAAAAUGUGGGGGUGCAUUCUUGGCACGUGACGUUGCUGGAUCAAACAUAGCUGCUGCAGCCUUUUCCUUUUGAUGAAUUGCAGAAAACAAAUAUUUACAGACCUUUUACAAGACUACAAUGAUGAGGCCAUGGCUCCCUUUAGUAUAUUUUUAGACUCUCAAACCUGCAACA
Messenger RNA from Lolium rigidum, 1129 nucleotides. Its product is annotated as SNAP25 homologous protein SNAP33-like. Gene Ontology annotation, cellular component: plasma membrane; SNARE complex. The coding region runs from base 156 to 947 and encodes 263 amino acids. Lineage: Eukaryota; Viridiplantae; Streptophyta; Magnoliopsida; Poales; Poaceae. The record is from RefSeq and is a predicted model, not a curated record. The transcript is spliced from 6 exons. Gene Ontology annotation, molecular function: SNAP receptor activity.